GUGGACUCCAAUCCACUGAACUUCCCACAGGUGGACUCCAAUCCACUGAACUUCCCACAGGUGGACUCCAAUCCACUGAACUUCCCACAGGUGGACUCCAAUCCACUGAACUUCCCACAGGUGGACUCCAAUCCACUGAACUUCCCACAGGUGGACUCCAAUCCACUGAACUUCCCACAGGUGGACUCCAAUCCACUGAACUUCCCACAGGUGGACUCCAAUCCACUGAACGUCUCACAGGUGGACUCCAAUCCACUGAACGUCCCACAGGUGGACUCCAAUCCACUGAACUUCCCACAGGUGGACUCCAAUCCACUAAACGUCCCACAGGUGGACUCCAAUCAACUGAACUUCCCACAAGUGGACUCCAAUCAGCUGAACUUCCCACAGGUGGACUCCAAUCAGCUGAACUUCCCACAGGAUGGACUCCAAUCAGCUGAACUUCCCACAGGAAUGACUCCAAUCAGCUGAACUUCCCACAGGAGGACUCCAAUCAGCUGAACUUCCCACAGGAGGACUCCAAUCAGCUGAACUUCCCACAGGUG
Messenger RNA from Staurois parvus, 545 nucleotides. NCBI's taxonomy places the organism in Eukaryota, Metazoa, Chordata, Amphibia, Anura, Ranidae. The record is from the annotation of a GenBank genome assembly.